Messenger RNA from Gracilinanus agilis (Agile Gracile Mouse Opossum), 576 nucleotides. RefSeq names its product dihydrofolate reductase-like. The transcript has a single exon. Lineage: Eukaryota; Metazoa; Chordata; Mammalia; Didelphimorphia; Didelphidae. Gene Ontology annotation, cellular component: mitochondrion. Gene Ontology annotation, biological process: dihydrofolate metabolic process; tetrahydrofolate biosynthetic process; folic acid metabolic process. The record is from RefSeq and is a predicted model, not a curated record. Gene Ontology annotation, molecular function: NADP binding; dihydrofolate reductase activity. Bases 1 to 564 code for a protein of 187 amino acids.
AUGGUCCAUACAAUCAACUGCAUCGUCGCGGUGUCCCAGAACAUGGGCAUUGGGAGGCAUGGAGACCUGACCUGGCCCAUGCUCAGGAAUGAGUUCAAGUACUUCCAAAAAAUGACCACAAUUCCUUCAGUAGAAGGCAAACAGAAUCUUGUGAUAAUGGGGAGGAAGACCUGGUUCUCCAUUCCCGAGAAGAAUCGACCGCUGAAAGACAGAAUUAAUAUAGUUCUUAGCAGAGAACUGAAGGAACCUCCUCAUGGAGCUCAUUAUCUGGCCAGCAGUCUGGAUGAUGCAUUAAACCUUCUCAAACUUCCAGAACUAGCAGAUAAGGUGGACAUGGUUUGGAUAGUUGGAGGCAGCUCUGUUUAUCAGGAAGCAAUGAAGAAACCUGGUCAUCAAUGCCUGUUUAUAACAAGAGUUUUGCAAGAAUUUGAGUGUGACACAUUUUUCCCAGAAAUUGAUCUACAGAAAUAUAAACUUCUCCAAAAUUAUCCAGGUGUUCAUACUGAUGUCCAAGAAGAAAAAGGCAUUCAGUAUAAAUUUGAAGUAUAUGAAAAACAUGAUUAAUAUGAAAGGUUU